UGUCAAAGUCAAUGUCAACAUUUUUUCUGUGAUUUCGUUGUUACGUUACUUGUUUUUUUUAUGUUAUAAAUAUGAGAAAAUUCCGCUUAUACACAAAAUAAUACAACGUUCUUGAAAUGUUAUCGGACUCCAACGCCUUACACCUGUAUUAAAAGCGGUAUUAAUAAAAAAAACCGGUCUAACAUGACGAGUGCUACUAUUCAGGAGAUCGAAGGGAUAGACGACUACUGGGGUCCGGCGUUCCGUUCGGUGUACGAAGGUGACGGACAUGAGGCGUUUGUGCAGCAACUUGACGAGCGCAUCAAGCAGCAUGACAAGGAGAUCGAGAAACUAUGCAACUUCCACUACCAGGGCUUCAUUGACUCAAUCCGUGAGUUGCUCCAAGUUCGCUCACAUGCAGAAGAGCUGCAUGCUGAGAUAUCUAAUGUGGAUGCCAAUGUCAAGGAGACUACAGAAGGUCUCUGCUCUCGGGCCGAGGAGUUGAUCAGGGCUCGGCGCGUGGAGCUGAACAUCGCAGCCACAAUAGAAAAGAUGGAGCUCUGCCUCCCGCUGCUUACUACUUACUCCAAGUUGAAGACACAGGUCGAGGCUAAGAGAUACUACCCAGCCCUGAAGACCCUCGAGCAACUAGAACACGUUCUACUACCGCGCGUGGGGCCAUACAAGUGGUGCGCGCAGAUCGCGGCCGACAUACCGCGGCUGCGCCAAGCCAUACGGGACGCGUCCAUGGCCGACCUCAGGGGGUUCCUGGAGAACAUACGCCGGCUCAGCCCGCAGGUUGGUGCGAUGGCAUUGAAGCAAACUCAAGACAUGCUCGGUAGAAGCUUGGCUACUAUUGUAAAAUCUAAGAAGGACAUGGCCGUGCUCGGCAUCGCUCGCGAGAACCUGGGACCGCAGUGUCCGCACGAGCUGGUGGACUUCAGCCCGCUGCACCGCUGCCUGCACAUCCACGGCGUGCUGGGCGCCAAGAACGACUUCAUACAGUACUACAGAGCACAACGCAAGCAGCAAGCGCGUUUGGUGCUGAUCCCGUCAGGUAACCUUCACGACAACAUACAAAGCGUGAAGAACUACCUCAACGCAGUGCUGGGGUUCUUCAUACUGGAGGAGCAUCUUCUGAGCACUGGCGCAGGGCUGGUUUCAAAGGAUUGGCUUCUAGACACAUGGAGUAUGUCGGUGACCAAGGUAGCUUCGACUCUACGGACCAACACAUCGCUCAUCACAGACCCGACCCUCAUGUUGAGCAUCAAGCAUCAGAUAGUGCUGUUUAUUAACACGCUCAAAUGCUACGGGCUGCCCGCGGAUCCGCUCCCACUACUCCUCCAAGAGAUGGCAGAGCACUACACGGAGGUGCUGAUGCAACGCUGGGUGGUCGUGUUCAGGGAUAUACUUGACAACGCCACCUUCCUGCCCAUCGAGGUGGCCGAUCAAGAGCAAUACGACGGCGUAAUGGACACAUUCCCUUACGACGGAGAAGAAUUGGAAGCCCAAGGUUUUCCCAGGAAGUUCCCAUUCUCGUCAAUAGUCCCCGCGGUGUACGUGCAAGUGAAGGAGUUCAUAUACGCGUGGCUCAAGUACUCGGCCGGCCUCGGCCUCGGCGGAGGCCGGCGCGCGGCCGCGGCCAGGCACUCGGCCUCGCUGCUGUUGAGCAGAUCCUUCACUGGCUGUCUGUCGGCGCUGUUCCGGCAUCCUUUGCCACUGAUGCAACUUGUCCAGAUAAUCGUGGACACCCACUAUCUGGAAGACGCGACCAUAUGUCUCUACGAGUUCAUUAGCAACAUCACCGGUUCAGAGCUGGUCACUACACAGGCUGCUGGCAGCAUGUUCCAAGCGGCCCGCGACGACGCAGAGAAGCAAAUCUGCGACAACCUCGAAAAGAAAGUGGACGAGUUCCUUGACCUCGAGAACUACGACUGGUUGCUGGUCGAACCGACCGGACAGGCCUCCGCAUUCGUUACAGACAUGUUAAGCUACCUGUCCGGGGUGCUGACUUCUUUAGAACAACUACCAGAACGGGCCAGAGUGGCAGCAGUGCGCGCAGCGACCAACCGCAUCGCGACCCGGCUGCGCAACCUGCUGCUCGACCCCGCCGUCAAGCAGAUCUCCUCCGGAGCGCUGUACCAGCUGGACCUGGACGUCAUACAGUGCGAGCAGUUCGCCGCCGGCGAGCCUGUACCCGGCCUCAGGGAGGGCGAGUUACUGGAGCAGUUUACUAGUCUACGCCAACUCCUCGACCUGAUCACCGGCUGGGAUUGGUCGUCCUACCUGCACGACAUCAACAUGGAAGGCAACAAGUACAACCUGGUGACUCCGCGCGACGCCGCCACGCUGCUCGAGAAACUGAAGGAAGCAGAGUCGAAAUCUUCCGUCUUCGCUGUUUUAAAGAAGAACGAGAGGGACAGGAGGAAGCUGCUCGAUACCGUUUUGAAGCAGUUGAAACAACUGCAAAAUCAGGAUGGCUAGAUAUCCUUAACUAUACCUAAGCACAGAAUAAGUAAUAGUACUACCGUACUGAAAGGAAACUUCCUACAAAACCGAAGUUUAACAGCGGUUCAGGGUCGAACCAUGCUGUCCCUUUCUAAUAUAUGGCACUAUCCAUUUCGGCUAAUUUUAGGGUUGUCAAAAUUCAAGCUAUUAUCUUAUCUGUGGUCGUGCACGCAAAGGGUCGUCAAGUUGUGUCCCUAAUAAUUGCUCGGAGCAAUGCUGAGCCGAACGGAGCCGACCUUGUCCGAAGUCAGGAGUUUCGCACCCCUGACCUAAGGGUGGUACUCCAUCUGUCCAAUGUCGUUGCAUCUCACUCUCAUUAAGCAAAAUGUGAGACAAAAUACACAUUGGACAAAUUGGACAGGUGGACCACCCUUAUCACUCUUAUCAGCUAUAGCAAAGUAUCACCCUUUGUUUAACAAUGUAGCAGCAAGAAAACUUCGUGCCUCGAAUUUGAUAGCUGAGGUACAGUCGCCACCAGCGGCCGAGGUGUUCUAAAAUAUCUGAACAUGCACUCUUAACGCCUUGACAAUAGAGGCGUGUUCAGAUAUUUGUGAACGCCUCGGCCGCUCCGAUAUAUCUGAAGGCGACUGUACAUGUCACUGUAGCGCUAACUAGGGGCAGGAUUUUUUCUAAGACCUCUUUAACAACCAACUGUUUGGGUUUUAUCAGUAUUUUGUCUUGAAACUCUUGAGAGCGAUCAAUUUGUAUUGCUAAGCGCCACUUGCACCAUCCCACUAACCCGGGGUUAAGCGGUUAAACCCUUAAUCCAGUGUCAAAUUGUACUGGUAACCGUGGUAACUCCAGAUUUAACCGGUUAACCCCGGGUUAUUGAAUGUUGCAAGUGGCUAAUGGAAUUAAUAUCAUCAUCUUCCUCGCGUUGUCCCGGCAUUUUGCCACGGCUCAUGGGAGCCUGGGGUCCCAUGGAACCCUAAUGGAAUUAAUAUAUUAUAAAAUAUAUCUCUCAUAUUAACCCCUCGAGUCGCAAGCAUAGACAAAACAAUGUCAGAAACUUGUAAAGGCCCCUGUACACAAUGGGCCAGCGCCGACCAGUCAAAGGGACGCAUUUAUGCGUUAGAGGGAGCGAGGGAGCAAGUGAUAUUGCUAUCUCAUUCUACCGCAUGACUGCGUCCCUUGGACUGGCCGAAGCUGGCCCAUUGUGUACAGGGGCCUUAACGCUUUCGACUUUUCAUACAUUUUAUAUGAAAUCACGUGGGGUUAAGCUUUUAGUGCCUUUGUGUGUUAACUCUUUGACCGCUAAAUACGCCGCUACAACCCAUGGUAUAAUAAUAUACUCCGCCUGGUACUCCAUUCCCGUCUUUUCUAGGUCACCUAACUGACACGGGCCUACGUCAUCAUGCGACAGCGCUAUAUGAUAAUAUGCGAUAGCGCUAUAUAUAGCGGCCAUGUUGUUGUGACGUAGGCCCGUGUCACUCUGGGAAUGGAAGACCAUGUUUUAUUAGACUAUGCUACAACCCAAUAUCAACCAUCAUACAUUCCGAUAGGGUACAGUCAGCAGAAGCUGCAAAGCGGGUGAGGUGUUCAAAAUGACCUUGAUAGGCUCUUCAGGCCUGCGCAAACCGGCGGAGCGCAGCGCAGAUCACUUUAAAAUUAUCAAUGUGUUUUCUUCCCGAUUUCAAUUACCUUCAGGUAUAAAUUUAAAUGCUUUGAGACCGACCUCGGAGCAUCACAGAGGAUUGUUACUCCGCGGCAUCGAGGAGCACGCUAGAGGAUACUGCGGCGGUAGGCGCCGGCAUGCCGCGGCAUCCCCCGGCAUGCGCCGAGGCCUCCCGAUUGCGCUGGAGUAGCGCCGGGACGACGGGGGAGAACUCGUGCACACUAGUCACUAAUCCCUUGUGAUAGAGUACACGCGGCGGCAUGCCGCGGCAUCCCCCGGCCUGCGCCUAAGUGCUCCCUGGUGCGCCGGCCGCCAGCGCUCGGACUGGCGGGCGCUCGCGGUAUCGCGGGGGAUUUUACCUCGCCGGUAUGCGCUGCGCGGCGUAAAUCCUCCUCGGUGAUCUGCGCUGCGCUCCGCCAGUUUGUGCUGGCCUUUAUUCUCUUUACUAUUGUAAAUAUAUAAGUCAUGUCAAAAUCAUUUUGAACACCUGACCCGCUUAGCAACUUUUGCUGCUGACUAUACAAGCGCCGCACGCGAUAUGCGUGGCGUUUAAAGGGUUAACUGCCGGUUAGAUAGGGUCGCUUAGAACAUACAUAAUCUAAAAAUAGAAGAAUAAAAAUGGUAGUUUAUAACAAAAAUCAUAUGCAAUGGAUAUGAUAGGUUAUCCUGCCAUCAUUUAAUUUAAUUUGCCGCUUAUAUCCCGGCAUCUUUCAAGCCUUCAUAAAUUGAGAAUUUGUAAGAUCAAAAUCUAAAUUAUUUUCCACCACACCAGCUUCUAAAGGAUCUCUUUAUUCUUCAAAAAAAGAUGAGGAAAUAGCAUUUUAUCCACUAGAGUAGCAAAGUAAUUUCAUGCAAAUUCCGAGUUGUAUCCUCACGGUAGAAUUGAUUUUAAGUGAUGAUAUUGAAUGAUAAAUAUGUAAUAGAUCAUUUAUAAUGUUUUACAGUUCGUAUUAUGCGCGUUGGUGUGAUGAAAAAUGUUGUGCUUCACUUGGCAGCAAUGUUUGUUUAACCCUCGUGCCUUGAAACACUCGCCACGCUCAAGAUUCCACUUUUCGAACCACUCGCUGCGCUCGUGGUUCAAUUUUAGUAUCUUUCGCAUGCUCGGGUAUCAAUAUUAGCGCGAAGGGUUAAACAACAACUUUGCCCCCUUGUAAAACAAAUAUUUCCUUAAUUUUCGAUGUAGCUACGAAAA
Cydia splendana is the source of this 5294-nucleotide messenger RNA. RefSeq names its product exocyst complex component 6 (gene Sec15). The transcript has 16 exons. Gene Ontology annotation, cellular component: exocyst; membrane. Gene Ontology annotation, biological process: Golgi to plasma membrane transport; exocytosis; intracellular protein transport. The record is from RefSeq and is a predicted model, not a curated record. NCBI's taxonomy places the organism in Eukaryota, Metazoa, Arthropoda, Insecta, Lepidoptera, Tortricidae. Bases 184 to 2463 code for a protein of 759 amino acids.